CAAAACGGCAUAGUAGUCAGCGCCCCCAACAGUAGUUGAUUAAGAAAACGCAAAAAAUCAUCGGUGAAAAACAAAAGAAAACAUGUUCUGGUCUGCCUAACUUCCUGUUCGCGAAAAACACCCUUCCCUUUCUCCGCAAUCUCCACCGACGAUGGAAGACUUCAGAUCCAAAUCCUACGGUGACGGCAGGAUGCAGAUUGAGCCCUACCAUGGAACUGGCAUGCAAGAUCUCCGCUGCUACAGCGCCUCCUACGCCUCUUCCGUGCACCCAACCCAAACCCAAACCCAAACCCAAACGACAAACAACAACAUCAACGAUGCCAAGUUCAAGAAGGGGAAAUCCACAAACGGGUCCACAUCGAAAAGUUGGAGCUUCAGUGACCCCGAGUUGCAGCGUAAAAAGAGGGUCGCCAGCUACAAGGUGUAUUCUGUGGAAGGAAAACUGAAAGGGUCUCUUAGGAAGAGUUUUAAGUGGCUCAAGGACAGGUGCAACAGAGUCGUCUAUGGCUGGUAAUGACAAUUACCACUUCUUUUCUCAGCUGGGUGGGUGUGGUGUUUCAUAUUAUAUAUAACAAUAAUUUAUAUUUUCUAUCAUAUAAUUUAUAAUUUAUUUGCUGUUUAGUCUUUAUUUAUGUGCCUGCUAAAAGUACACAUAAAGAAUGUAAUAUGGAAGAGAAAUUGUGAUUCUUGUCUUCAUUUA
Messenger RNA from Vigna umbellata (rice bean), 700 nucleotides. RefSeq lists its product as uncharacterized. NCBI's taxonomy places the organism in Eukaryota, Viridiplantae, Streptophyta, Magnoliopsida, Fabales, Fabaceae. The record is from RefSeq and is a predicted model, not a curated record.